This is a messenger RNA of Trichomonas vaginalis G3, 408 nucleotides long. RefSeq lists its product as uncharacterized. Bases 1 to 408 code for a protein of 135 amino acids. Lineage: Eukaryota; Parabasalia; Trichomonadida; Trichomonadidae. The transcript has a single exon. The record is from RefSeq and is a predicted model, not a curated record.
AUGAAAAACAACCCUGACUUAGAGAAAGACUAUAUAUUUAAUAGUUUAGUCAAAAGAGACAAACAAGAAAGAAUGCCAGGCUUCAAACUUAAGAAAGGUGACAAAGUAAAAAUAGAAAUACCUAAACGCGACCCAUAUGAAAAUACUAUUGACUAUGACAACAAUGGGAACUCGACAGGUACUCGCAUUCGUGUUCGUAAAAAUAGAAGAAAGUAUACAAGAGAAUAUUAUGAAGUUUUAGGCAAACAUGGCAAAAUGUACAGACUGCAAGCAGAAGAUAAAACUACUAUUGUCAGACCUCGUUUCAAACUUGUUAAGGUUCAAGGUGGUAUACUUUCAAAGACAGUUCCUAACAAAUAUAAGACAACUCCUGACGAAUAUGCUAAAGAAGUGGAACAUGACGACUAA